Aedes albopictus (Asian tiger mosquito) is the source of this 753-nucleotide messenger RNA. RefSeq lists its product as uncharacterized. The record is from RefSeq and is a predicted model, not a curated record. Bases 228 to 725 code for a protein of 165 amino acids. The transcript is spliced from 2 exons. NCBI's taxonomy places the organism in Eukaryota, Metazoa, Arthropoda, Insecta, Diptera, Culicidae.
AUGAUCACUCUCUCUCUCUUUUGAUUUAUUAGGUAUGCAUGACGAAUGCUUGUUUUGCUCCCAGUAGGUAAAAGAGGGAUAGUUUGCUAUUCCUGUGCAUCGGACGUGGGUACUUUUUCCCAUGGGAAAUCUAGACGGAGCACGCGUUCAUUCAUCAUGAUGUACUUACCUAAUCCUAUAGUCUUGCUUCGAUCGCCACGAGAGGAGAAUACAUCAUCGCCGCCACCAUGGACCACAAAGUGCAGUACGAUAUUGAAGGCAGAGUGCUUCCCGCUAGACAGGGUUGUCCUUCACUGCGAGUGGGUGUCGUUUGGCUUGUGCUGGUUGCCGCGCUGUUGGGUGGAUUCGCCGGAGCGUUCAUCUAUCAUCGACUUGCGGGUAAUUUCGUCCCAACGGAAGUCGACAACGUCGAGUCUCUCAACCCACGAUGGACGGAAACCAAGUUGGCGUUUGCGAAGGCAGAUGCCGAGUACUUGGUGGUGGUCAAACGAGAUGGGCUAGUGUCCAAGCCGGAAAUGCAGAACCUGACCGAGUUUGGCAGCUGUAUACCAGCGGAGGAGAAAGAGAUGCUGCAAACAGUUGCCCCGGGCACAGUGUUCAUCAUGCGAUUGUACUACGACGGCGAAGAUCAAUGCAUUUUCGAUUUCCUGCACGAGAUGGAAGUGUUCAACGGGCAAAAUUCGGACGACGAUGAGGAGCUUUUGGAAGCUUUGCUCAGUGGGUGAACAGUUUUGGGAAGAGUUUGCGAGAGAA